Cynoglossus semilaevis (tongue sole) is the source of this 5363-nucleotide messenger RNA. RefSeq names its product junctophilin 2 (gene jph2). The transcript is spliced from 6 exons. Gene Ontology annotation, cellular component: plasma membrane; junctional membrane complex; sarcoplasmic reticulum. NCBI's taxonomy places the organism in Eukaryota, Metazoa, Chordata, Actinopteri, Pleuronectiformes, Cynoglossidae. The record is from RefSeq and is a predicted model, not a curated record. Bases 1446 to 3737 code for a protein of 763 amino acids.
ACCAUUUAGCAAAUAAAUGUCUAAAACUGGAGGGCAAGUUUUGUUAAGGUAUUUUAUUAUUAAUUUUCCAAUCCCCGAUGGAAGCACAAAAUAAAAGACAUCGACUCCAGAAACAAAAGUCGUAAAAAGGUGAGUUUAACGGCCAAGAGUUGAACUGCCACGACAGUCAUCGAUGACUGAGACCAGUGUGGACUUAAUGAGUCAGAAAACACAGUCAGUGGAGCCCUGCACCGAAAUGAACCACUUAGUUAUAGGUCAAGAGAACUCUAUCUGUACGGAGACAGUUCUGAGUGAGAAUAAAGAAUACUGAGAAAACCUGAGGAGACGAUGAUGAAUAUUGGACACCAGACAGUUAGUCACAUCAAGAUAAACAAGUCAGGUUUGGACAAAUAUGUUGUCUGUGUUUGAAAGGAAGAGGGAAACUGUUGUAGUUGACGUCGGCCCGUCAACACCUGAACGUGGACCAACGCAAAAAUGUCAACAUUUAUGCUAGCUAUGGUGGAUUCAAGAUAUGGUUUGUUUUCAUUGUGUGUCCAUUGGUUCAAUGUUAUCUUGGGUAUGAAUAAAGGAUCCAUGAUGACACCAGAGUCUGUGGACCCUCAGGGGUCCGUUGACCCCUGGUUGAGAACCACCGGUUUACAUAUACUUUUGUUGGAAUCACAGUGAAGAAUGCAGUAUUUUGACAAUAACUACAGAACCCCUGAAGGGUGCGCACCUGUAAGUUCCACGAGGAACCUGAAACUUACAGGUUACAGAAAUGAACCAGAAAGGUUUUUCCACGUUGUCCCUUUAGGGGCUCCGUAAAGAUCUGAUUGCUGAGCAGCAUUUGCUCCAGGCCUGAAGUGGUAAGAUUCUGGCACGGCUCCUUGCAGAGACAGCAGCAGACUAAGGAUUGGGCUGUAUUUUUGGAAGUGUGCGCGCGCGCGCGUCUUGUUAGAUCUGCUAACAUAUUUCCAGCAGCGGUGGAGAGCUGGGUGGCAGCACAGGGGGAGAGAGGGGCUUUUCUCUGUGGCCACCUGGACGAGCCAUGUAAGAUCCCUGGCUUAUAAAAAACACAUACAGAAAUAAUUCAACCUGAUCAGCAACAAGCGCCUCGUGGAGCGUCGGCAUCAAUGGUUGUAGCGGUUGUGGGAAUGAACCUGUGGGACAGAUGGUGAGCAGAGCUGAAGAAUCCCAGCACAGGAACCGGGAGUCAUUUGGAUGAAACUAAAGUUUUUCGUAAAGUGUGCGCUGCGUCCUGGCAGCUUCAUGGACAACACGCUGAGAAAUCCCACGAUCCAAUUCCACAAGAAGAAACAGCCACAGGUAGAAGAACACUGAGGAAGACCUCCGCUCGGUGUGGAUGUCAGGUGGAGGUGAAGUCGGACACACAGAGCUCGUGUUCAGGUAACAGCCUAAAAACAGAUUUGCUUUCUGACCGGUGCGUCAUUCGGCCGCGGUGAGGCAUGAGUGGAGGUCGCUUUGAGUUCGACGACGGUGGAGCUUUUUGCGGAGGCUGGGAGGGGGGCAAAGCCCACGGCCAUGGCAUCUGCACCGGACCCAAGGGCCAGGGGGAGUUCUCCGGCUCCUGGAACUACGGCUUCGAGGUGGUGGGAGUCUUCACUUGGCCCAGUGGAAACACCUACGAGGGCUACUGGUCUCAGGGCAAGCGUCACGGUCUGGGAGUAGAAACCAAAGGACACUGGAUUUACAGAGGGGAAUGGACUCACGGCUUCAAAGGGAGGUACGGGGUCCGCGUGAACGUCAGCAGCGGAGCAAAGUACGAAGGGACGUGGAACAACGGGAUUCAGGAUGGAUACGGAACAGAGACGUACGCUGACGGAGGCACGUUUCAGGGUCAGUUCACUGGUGGGAUGCGACAUGGCUACGGCGUCCGUCAGAGUGUUCCCUACGGCAUGGCCGCAGUCGUCCGCUCCCCUCUUCGUACCUCCCUGACCUCCCUACGCAGCGAGCACAGCAACGGCACCGUUUUACAGCAGGACAUCCCCAUCAUCACCACCACCAACGCCUCGGGUGAGGAGACGCCCGUCUCCACCCCGACCCAGCUGGGACCCUCUCGAGGAGGCUUCGCCCUCACCCUGCAGGUGGAUCCAGAUGCAGUCAAACCCAAGAAGAAGGGUCUGUUUCAGAGGAGUUCUCUGUUGGGAAAGCUGAAGAAGUCCGACUCCAGCACCUCGCUGUCCAGCCAGAAGAGCAAAAUCAGCUUCCUGAGGACGGAGUCAGCUCUGAGCUCCAACGCCAGUGACACCAACUCCACCAUCAGCAUAGACGAGAGCCUGGCCGGGGCCGAGGACUUCCCCCCGGUGGAGGCAGACAUCGAUGCCACCACCACAGAGGUCUACAUGGGCGAAUGGAAGAACGACAAGCGAUCGGGGUACGGAAUAAGUGAACGGUCAAGCGGUCUGAAGUACGAGGGCGAGUGGCUGAACAACCAGAGACACGGGUAUGGAUGCACCACCUUCGCAGAGGGAGGAAAGGAAGAGGGCAAAUACAUGAACAACAUGCUGGUGAAGGCCAUGAAGAAGAGAGUGAUUCAGCUGAAGCGAACCAAGAUCAAGCAGAAGGUGGAGCGAGCCGUGGAGGGAGCUCAGAGGGCGGCGGCCAUCGCCAAGCAGAAGGCAGAGAUCGCAGCCUCCAGGACGACUCACUCCAAGGCCAAGUCUGAUGCAGCUGACCAGGCAGCUCAGGCUUCCAACAGUGAAUCCAGUAUUGCCAGGCUGGUUGCCAAAGAGCUCUCCCCUUCCUUCUACCAGCCAGGUCCUGAGUAUCUGAAGAAGAGGGCGUUACUGGAGAUCGUGGACGGCAGUGAGAACCCUGACACAUCCCUGCAUGAGCCCCUGUUGGCUGAAGAGGAACCUCUGCCUACCCCACCUGAAAGCCCACUCAUGAAUGAACUGGACAGCCUCAUGCCAGGCUCAUCACCAGGUCGCACCCCCUCCCCCAGCCCAGGCAUCAUCUGCAAAGAGGACCCCAAACUUCUCAGUCCAGGGAGCUGUAACGAGGACAAACCCAUCAAAGGUGUCAGUAAAGCUAACAGCAAGCCCAACAGUCGGCCUACUACACCUUCAGCCUCUGCUACUGCUCCCACUCUAGCUGUACCUGAAGGAGGAGGGGCUCCCAGCAGUCGUGGGCCCACCCGCACCCCCAGCCGUCACAGCAACAAGAAUGAGCAGGGCUCUGAUCUGGAGAUCAAACCCCUACAGAAGUUUGAAUCCCAAUCCAAAGCUCCAGAUGUUUCUUCUGCUCCCACCGCCUCUGUACGGAAUAGCCUCAUCUCUACAGAUGAAGAAGAAGCAUCACUGCCCUCCUUCAAAUCACCCAAGGCUGCCACUGUGGAGCCCAAAAGCACAGAGCUGAAAACCGAAAGAGCUUCAUCACUUCAGGAGCGGGUGCCUUUGGAGAACAAAGUAACCAGGGAUGUGAGCAGGUCAUCCAGCAAAGCAGAAGCAAAGCCACUUCCAAAGCGACAGCCUAGUCCAGCUCCAUCCCCAAAACCUACACCCGUCAUUGAACCUAAAACUGUACCCAAGCAGGUAGAAGCCAAACCCAUUGUUGCCAAACCUGCUCUGAAGUUAGAACCCAAACCUGAAGCACGGCUCAAGGCCUUGGUGUCCACACAAGGCCAUGAGAUGACUUCAGAUUCUUUGGACCAAGAGGGUCCGAACACCAUCAUGAUAUGCAUGGUCAUCCUGCUCAACAUCGGCCUGGCCAUUCUCUUUGUACACAUUUUGUCAUGAGACCUUUACCCUCACCUCAGGUCAACUUUAUUGAAGAUGGAAGGUACGUAUGCCCCCUCCUCAGAAUGGACCUGGAAUUUGACAGAGACCACUGAGGAGCGAGGCCAGAAGGAAGGGAUGAAGGGAAGAGAAGGGAAGGGCAUCACGCAGACGACCACUUUUCUUCUGAAGGUUUUUGUUCAUGUUAUUGUAUGAGGACAAUUAACGUCUUUUCUGAGGUCAGAGGAACUUAAGGACAUUGGAAUUGACAGGGAUGAUUCAGUUCAUGCGAAGUGUAUGUUUGAAUGCCGUAGUGUGGACAGCGGUGUGGCAGGUGGAGCGUUGUCUUGGUGCUUAACAGGAUGAGCAGGCUAGCCAGGAGUUGUUUAUUUAAAUAAAGAAGCUUUCACUAAAUAACUUAGAAUGUCCGUCUACGGAGAGGCCGGCGCACGUCGGCUGCUGGCUCUCGGUAGACCAUUUAGUUUUGUCACAGCAUAUGUGUGGGUUUGUGUCGGAGGCUGAAGAAGAAAUGAACAAAUAUACAGACUAUAUUCUUUUCACUGUGCCUUCUACUGCAGCAGACAGGUGGAGGACUAGGGAGUAAUAAUAAUAUCUGUUGGUGUUGCUGUUUUCAUCAUCCAGCGUCUAGUAUGUGUGAGUGUCAACUGACAGGAACUGUUUUUAAAUAUUCUGUAACAUUGUCGUGUCACCUUUUCUCCCUUGACUGUCUUAAGAAAAAUACUCCAAAGCUUCAUCCUGAGAAUUCUGCGUUGUGUUGUCCACUGGGACAUGUUUUUUUUUUUGUUUCACCACAUCACCUUUUUGUUUGGGUGUGACAGCCAAUCAGUCAAAGAAAAGGAAAGGAAGAGGAAGAGACACUUUUGUUGUGUAUGUCGUGCACUACUGUUCAGCAUCCAGACGGUUUGAGAUGAGUGUUCUGUGAUAAAGUUAGCAUGCAGGACGUGAAAGCAAACGCUUUACGGGUUACUACGUGCGCCAAAACACUCCUGUAAUGUUCAUGUUUUUUAGGUAUGUGUCAGUGUAGAAAUAAACACCAUCAUAUUCAGGUUUUGAAUCACAGCCGAACAAUAGUUUGUUAACUUUUGUACGCAUGAUGGCACUUUGUGAGUAUGAAUCUGUGAUUUUGUACCGAGUGCAAAUCUUUUCAGCAUCUAAAAUAUUGUGUCGCAAGAGUUUAUUGUCGAGAGUCAAAUUUAUUUCCCACAGGAGUCAGAAAUUUAGAAAGUAUAUUUAACUCUGUGUCUUAUAUUGAGAAGAGCACCGUCCUGAUGUGCUGCUGUUAAAAUGCUUUUAGAAGGAACUGGCUUUUAGCUGAUUUUUUUCUUUUUUUUUUUGCCUUUGAGUUUUCAAAAGGACACACAGACCAUUGGUUGUAGAUUUUCGUGUAAUUAAAGAGAAACAAAUUCUACAGAACGUCCAGAAGAGCCUUCUACGGAAUCUCUCUUGGUUUCACGAGAACAACAGAAUUGUUUUUAAAUCAGCUGAUGAGAUAACUGGUGCAAUAAAACUGAUGCUUAGACAGAAGAGACUUUUACACUUUUCCAGUUAUAUUAACAUUUUUAAACAAAACAUUUGUGUUUUAAUCUAACCAAAACCAAAGUUCACAUUAAAGAAAAUUUUAAAAAA